CGCAUGUCUCUCUUGACGCAGUCAGUCCGCUCGCUCAAUGCAGACGUGGUGACGUCAGGCGGAGUGGGUCAGCUGGCUCCUCCAUCUGAACAGCAGGGAGAGCCUCUCCCAUAGGGCGACAUCACCAUCAACGCCCGAGCCUGGCCAACAGCAUCGGCAGCGAGGGGGGCGGCGAGACAUGGGAGCAACGAUGACAUAGUGGCCGAUCGGGCGUCGGCGACGAUCGUGCGGUGGAUUAUUUAUUUGCCUAUUUAUUAAACGUAUUUAUUUCCCCCUGCCUGUAAUGGCUGGGAUCCAUGGCUGCGGCUUCUGAGAGGCAGGUGCAAUAUCAUCGACGAAGGCUGCUCGCUCCCCGGCAUGGACUCAGCCAGGGCCGAUCCACAGGCUGGCCCUCACAUCCACUGCGCCGCGGACCAGACGCCCUGUGCGGGGGGAGAGAAAUAGCCGAGCCGCUUCUGGGGGCGAUACGACGGGCGGCUGGUUGAGGAGGAGGAGGAGGAGGAGGGGGCCCUCUUCACAUCGAAAUAUUACAGCCACUAUUAUCGAUACCGAACUCAAGGUUACGCGCAAACAACAGCCGGCCUCCGUCCGGGAAAUCGGCGCUGCUGCAUGAUAAUGGCAUUGAGUGUUUUCUUUAUUUGAUAAAGGACUGACUGAAUGUCCCUGUUCCCUCUGCGCUGAGCGGAUCCCUACGCGGUGACAGUCUCGCCUUCGAGGCCCGAAACGCUGCUUGAGCGCAGCCUCCUCAUCUGCAUCCAGCUGCCAACAUGAUGGAGCUGCAGAUAGACGAGGUGGUCUACCAGGACGACUACGGCUCCGGCUCCGUGAUGUCGGAGCGGGUGUCGGGCCUGGCCAGCAGCAUCUACCGGGAGUUCGAGCGGCUGAUCCGCAGCUACGACGAGGAGGUGGUGAAGGAGCUGAUGCCGCUGGUGGUGAACGUGCUGGAGAACCUGGACGGGGUGCUGACCGAGAACCAGGAGCACGAGGUGGAGCUGGAGCUGCUGAAGGAGGACAACGAGCAGCUCAUCACCCAGUACGAGAGGGAGAAGGCGCUGCGCAAGCAGGCGGAGGAGAAAUUCAUUGAAUUUGAGGAUGCCUUGGAAGCUGAGAAGAAGGACCUGCAGGUACAGGUGGAGUUUCUGGAGCUGCAGGGGAAACAACUGGAGCUGAAGACCAAGAACUAUUCUGACCAGAUCACUAGGUUGGAGGAGCGAGAAUCCGACAUGAAGAAAGAGUACAAUGCUCUGCACCAGCGCCACACUGAGAUGAUUCAGACGUAUGUCGAGCACAUAGAGCGGUCCAAAAUGCAGCAGGCAGGGACCAACAGCCAAUCAGAAGGCACUGGCUGUGGACGAACUCAACGCCACACAUGGAGGAAAAGCAAAGCAGAGCGCCCGCCGUCGUUGAGCCUGUACCCCAGCGGCGAGGGCAUGGUACGUGGGGGUCUCGGGGGGGCUAGGAUGAUGCCCGGGAAAGACAUCUGGCAGGAGGAUGAAUCAGAGUCCGACUCAGUGGCAGCCACACCCAGCAGCACAGGAAGCAAGUCCAACACGCCCACCUCCUCCGUCCCCUCCGCCACCGUCACCCCCAUCAACGAGGGCUUCGUCCCAAACUCCGAGUUUGAUGCGACGCGCACUGGGAACCACAGGAAAAGUGCCAAGCGGCUCAGCCGGAAUAUGGAGGUGCAAGUUUCCCAGGAGACCAGGAAUGUCAGCAUCGGUAUGGGAAGCAGUGAUGAGUGGUCUGAGUUUCAGGAGAUCAUUGAUUCAACUCCUGAGCUGGACAUGUGUGUGGACCACCGUGUGUACGGAGGAGGAAACAGCCCCUCCCAGGGUAUAGUGAAUGAGGCCUUCGGCAUCAACACUGACUCUCUCUAUCACGAGAUCAAAGACGCCAAGUCGGACAUCAUCGGAGAUGUGGACGCAGGAGCCGAGCUGUUGGGCGAGUUCUCAGUCCGUGAUGAUUUCUUCGGAAUGGGCAAGGAGGUGGAGAACCUGCUGACAGAGAACAAACAGCUCCUAGAGACCAAAAAUGCCCUCAACAUUGUGAAAAAUGACCUUAUUGCCCAAGUGGACGAGCUGUCGGGGGUGCAGGAGGUGCUGAGGGAAGAGCUGGAGGCCGUGAGGCAGUCCAAGAACAAGGUGGACGCCAGAGUCAAGGAGCUGGAAGAAGAACUGAAGAGGUUAAGAGCAGAAGCUCUUGGUGCAUCGCGGGACUCCAAGGAUGAAGGAGGUGACGAUUUUUCAUCACCCAUGCAGGAUGGCGACAUGACCAUGACGCAACGGCGGCGAUUCACCCGCGUGGAGAUGGCCCGCGUGCUGAUGGAGAGGAACCAGUACAAAGAGAGACUCAUGGAGCUGCAGGAGGCCGUACGGUGGACAGAAAUGAUCAGGGCGUCCCGGGAGAGUCCUCAAAUCCAAGAGAAAAAGAAGUCUACCAUCUGGCAGUUCUUUGCACGUCUCUUCAGCUCAUCAGCCAGCCCGCCGCCCGUCAAGCGGCCGUACUACAGCGUCAACAUCCACUACAAGUCGCCCUCGCCGGCCGGUUUCUCUCAGCGCCGCAGCCAAACCAUGUGUCAGAUCUCCACCUCCAACCGCACGCUGGAGUUCUUCCCUGAAGAACUGGCCAGUAACGGUGUUGCGUCUCUCCUCAGUGACUCGGCACUCUUGGCCCGCCGAGAGCAGCGGCGCGAACAGUAUCGGCAGGUGCGCGAGCACAUGCGUCGUGACGACGGCAUCAUGCAGGCUUGUGGCUGGAGUGUGCCAUCUCGCUUCAAACAGACUGGAGCUCCGACGGAGAGCGCUCAGGACAGCCCGCUGAAGAGGCAACAGAUUACGAAUGAAAAAGAAGAUAAUCGCAUGAAGAAUGUUCCUGUCCCUGUGUACUGUCGACCUCUGGUAGAGAAGGACCCCAACAGGAAGCUGUGGUGUGCAGCGGGGGUGGACCUGACCGGGUGGAGGGGCGGCAGCCAGGAGUCGGCACCGGGCAAAGUGCCAACAGGCAGCAGCGAUCCCUUGCACGCUGAGGAAGAUGGAGCCGAGAAGAAGAGCCGUCACAACUCCCCAGAGAAGAGGAAGUCAAAGGAGCUCCAAGAAACAGACACCAUGAGCAGCCGAGUGUGGAUACUCACCAGCACCCACUCUGCCAGCAAGGUGGUCAUCAUCGACGCCAACCAGCCGGGCUCACUGGUCGACCAGUUCAACGUCUGCAACGCCCACGUGCUCUGCAUCUCCAGCGUGCCAGCUGCCAGUGAGAGCGACUAUCCAGCAGGAGAGAUCGUGUUGGAUUCCGGCGAUGGUGGUGCAGGGGGAGACGAGGACGCUGGUGGCGUGGAGGGCAUGUUGGCUGGUAUCACUCUCGUCGGCUGCGCCACCAACUGCAGCGUUGCCCGUAGCAACUGCUCCUCGCGCACCGACACCCCCAUUAUGGAUAAAGGACAAGCCCCCACUGCUCCCCCCAUGAAUGGGAAAAUUCACCCUGCACAGUCUGCUGAGGAAGCCACCGAGGCCACCGAGGUUCCUGAGUCAACAGCCAGCCACGCAGAAAUGGGAUCGGGACCUCCAGGACCGUUCACUGAGCACGUCUUCACUGAUCCCCAGCCUCGUCCAACAGACGCCUCUGACAGAGGUGCAGGUCAGUCCAAAGAGGAAACAUCUCAUCAUCCAGAGUCAGAAGAAGGAGGUGAAGAGGCCAAAAACUACACAAGCGUAGCCCCCACCAUGUGGCUCGGAGCCCAGAAUGGAUGGCUCUAUGUCCACUCAGCCGUUGGAAACUGGAAGAAGUGUCUCCACUCCAUCAAACUCAAAGACUCGGUGCUCAGCCUGGUGCAUGUGAAAGGACGUGUACUGGUUGCCCUCGCUGACGGGACACUCGCCAUUUUCCAUAGAUCAGAGGAUGGCCAGUGGGACUUGUCCAACUAUCAUCUAAUGGACCUUGGUCGGCCUCAUCACUCCAUUCGCUGCAUGGCCGUCGUCCACGAUAAAGUGUGGUGCGGCUACAAGAACAAGAUCCACGUCAUCCAGCCCAAGAGCAUGCAGAUAGAGAAGUCCUUCGACGCCCACCCCCGCAGAGAGAGCCAGGUGCGGCAGCUAGCGUGGAUCGGCGACGGCGUGUGGGUGUCGAUCCGGCUCGACUCCACCCUGCGUCUCUACCAUGCUCAUACACACCAGCACCUCCAGGACGUGGACAUUGAGCCAUACGUCAGCAAGAUGCUGGGUACCGGCAAGCUGGGCUUCUCUUUUGUGCGAAUCACGGCACUUCUUAUCGGUGGAAAUCGUCUUUGGGUAGGAACUGGAAACGGUGUGAUCAUCUCCAUCCCACUGACAGAGACGGUGGUCCUUCACCGGGGACAGCUCCUGGGUUUGAGGGCCAAUAAGGUGUCUCCAACAUCCUCCGGUGGAGUCAUCCACGUGUACGGCGAUGACGGCGGAUCCGAAAAGAGCAGCGGCAGCUUCAUCCCCUAUUGCUCGAUGGCACAGGCCCAGCUCUGUUUUCAUGGACACCGUGAUGCCGUCAAGUUCUUCGUCUCAGUGCCCGGCAAUGUUCUGGCCACCCUUAACGGCAGCGUGCUGGACAGUCCAUCAGAGGGUCAGGGCUCCACAGCGCCCCCGGAGACGGAGGCCCAGUGUGUUCACAACGUACUGGUGCUGAGUGGAGGAGAGGGCUACAUCGACUUCCGUAUUGGGGACGGAGAAGACGAUGAGACAGAGGAAGGAGAGAGCGGUGGGCCUCCGCAGAUGAAACCUGCUCUGAGCAAAGCUGAGCGGAGCCACAUCAUCGUCUGGCAGGUGUCCUACGUACCCGAGUGACGCCCCAUCACACCCACCACCUCCUCCUCCUGGCCCCACAAGCUUCCUGCCACCCGAACCUUGUAAUUAUCCCCGAUCAAGUUAAAGUUCUCCUGGCUCUCAAACGACCCCCCAAGCCGUGUAUGGUCCCCUGUAACUAUCCCCUCCUUCCCCAUCACCUUGUAACUUUAAUGCCUUGUAAGGAGCUCCUCUGAUCUAGUAAUCUGCCUGCCAUCCUGUCUGUCCCACUCCCACCCAGGGCAUUGUUAACCAUCUUCAGGAGCUGUGUAACCCAGCCUCAUAACUACCUCCCCUCCUCUGUAUCAAUCUUAUAUUCACCCUGUAAGCACACCGUAUCUCCUCCUAUAUAUAUAUAUAUCUCAACUACCCUGCAUCUGCCCCAGAGUUAGCCCUCCUCUUCCUCCAUUUAGUUUGUCAUCUGUGAAACCCUCACCUUACUGUUCCUGAAGCAAAGCCCAGAGCCCCAACGUGCUACAAUUGUACCAAAAAACAACAACAAAUCAGUCUGAUUUUCCAAACAACAGCCAAUCAGCAAUCCUUAACCAUUCAUGGCUUUAUAUGGAUCCUGGUUGAUAAUGGAUGCAGAUGUCAGGUGCUUGCUUAGACACCACACUUUUUUUGGCAUUAAGAUUGUGGCGAAUGGUUUAAAUCGUUGUCGGUUGAGAUAUGAAAAUAAGUCGUCAUGGAACCAACGGAAAGUAAAAAUUACUUCACAAUUCAGCUUAAAAGUCCGGGUUCUUGAAACCUUUACCUCAAAUAUUUCUCAUCCCAUCUUGCCUCUGUUUUAAAGUGUGCUGCUGAUUAAGGACGUGUUUUUCAUCAGAGUGAAGUCGGUGAGGUCAGAACAUGUCUACAUGCUUUGAAACAUGUGAUCGAGGUCGAGGGUCGAGUGCAACGUGUCAAGGGUUCGGUCCAGAACAAAUUUCUCUCAUCUGACUGGCUGUGGAUCGGACGGUUUGGUGUAAAGCAGGCGAACGGUGGCGUGUCGUCAUUAUGUGUACAGGGAUAAUUGUAAAUCUCCAGACACACCGAAGCCCAUCCUCUUUGUUCAGUAUGGAAGUUCAUGCAUUGAUCUCUAUCUGUGUGGAUUAAAUAUUAAACAUAUUUGUGUGCUGAAAAACAUUAA
This is a messenger RNA of Scophthalmus maximus (turbot), 5934 nucleotides long. It is a transcript of the gene mapk8ip3, whose product is annotated as mitogen-activated protein kinase 8 interacting protein 3. The transcript has 34 exons. Gene Ontology annotation, molecular function: kinesin binding; JUN kinase binding; MAP kinase scaffold activity. Gene Ontology annotation, cellular component: cytoplasm. Lineage: Eukaryota; Metazoa; Chordata; Actinopteri; Pleuronectiformes; Scophthalmidae. The record is from RefSeq and is a predicted model, not a curated record. The coding region runs from base 768 to 4808 and encodes 1346 amino acids. Gene Ontology annotation, biological process: vesicle-mediated transport.